Messenger RNA from Annulohypoxylon maeteangense, 2409 nucleotides. RefSeq lists its product as uncharacterized. The record is from RefSeq and is a predicted model, not a curated record. NCBI's taxonomy places the organism in Eukaryota, Fungi, Ascomycota, Sordariomycetes, Xylariales, Hypoxylaceae. Bases 465 to 1907 code for a protein of 480 amino acids. The transcript has 2 exons.
UAACUCCAGUACUGGCCGUGCUUUCUUGUUAAGCGCCUCGUACCCGCCACUCAGUUAGCUACCUGUUCAUGCUCUUUUUCUCUAGGCACUCACAUACUGGGAUUUUGAUGUAACGCGACCAUCAUUAGUCUUACUCCCUCUUGUCCCUAUUCCACGAGUAGGGCGAAUACCAAGCCUCGUUUCAUGUUUUUAGGAUUUUCAAGUUUUCGUUACGAAUCCGCCCUUCCCUUAGUUUUUAUAUUGCCUUUUACCUAGUCACAAGCUUAUAAGCUUACCUAUACAUCUUGGAGUACCGUCGGCGCCUUUCCCUUCGAGGUUCAAUCGACGGUGUAAUCACCGACGGAUCCUGUAUUCGACUUGAGAUCGACUUGCGACUUUGGGCAUUACAUACGCACUCCAAGCCUUCGUUCCAGAGCCCGGAGUUUGCUUCGGCUCUGUAACCUCCCACUGAGCCGAAAUUCGCCAUGUCGGUCUUCUCGUUAAUAAAGCGAGGCCGCGCCCAAGCCAAAGAGCACAACGCAAAGCAGGCUGAGAGAGCCAAGGAAGAGGCCGUUAAAUUACCUUACAGGCAUGUAGUUUCGCAUGCUGCCAGUGAUGCCUUAUCAGGAGCUCCUUCAAGCUGGAAACAUGCCGACAGACCUAGAAUCAUGGAGCAGAAUAAACGAAGGACUGCCAUAAUGGCUAAAGAUCCCAACACGACGGGACUACCACGUGUAGGAAGCUCGCUAUCAUAUGUUUCAUACGCGUCCGUCUAUGGUACUCCUGUCGUACCUCUUCCUAGGAACUACAGCUACAAUAACGUGCCUACGUCCUGGCGUGAUCAAUUAGCAAAUUUCCACGAAGGUCCUGACUACUUCACACAGCCUGUAAACGGAGGAAGUACCAAAGGGAAGGGACUCGAUCACGUACGGACCCCCGGAUCGAUCGGACCAGCCCCGAGACGAUCCCCAAGGCAUUCCAGUACCGUAUCAAGCAAAGAUGUCUCCCAAGAUAGUAGCACGGGAAAUCUUAGUGGCUCUGAAGAUGAUCUAGAGAUGAAGACCAGGAUCGUUAUUAAUCGACGGCCCCAGAGUAUCGCUUAUCAUUCUAGCGCUUCCCAGCAGAGCACUUCCUCCAGCGAGAAAUCCUACCGUACACCUCUCACUAGUGCAGGGACGGGUAAUGAGCCGGCAGCAAAGGUCGAUAGAUACUAUCCACCCCGGUCUCAUAGCACAUAUUUUUCAGCACCUCGUCCUUUAAGCAGACGGGUUCCCGUCGCAGAGGUGCCUGUCCCGCCUGCCUCUGUCACCGAACGUUCUAACUCGACGGCUUCUUCAUCGACGGUUUCUGGUCAUUUUUCCACCGCUUCAUCGACCGCUUCCAUCGGCCUCGCCAUUGCAUCUCCCUUUUCUCCUAGCGAUAUUGAACCCCUAUCGACGCCACCCACCACAAAAGAUCGCAUAUCCCCUGAACGAAAGUCCAAAAAAACCACUACUAUAGACGAAUCUCAUACCCAGUCAGCACGACGAAGUUCAACGGGACAAAUACAAUCCUCCACAGAUGUCUCCAUAACCAAGACCAGCAAACAAACUAUUACUCCCGAGACGCCACCAACUCAGAGAAGGAGACGUAGACUAUCUAAAUCGAAGCCUCCAAAUAGCGACGCCAUCAGGAUGUCUGCCGAAACCGUACGUCCUGCCAGGCCUAGUCUAAGUGCUAUUACUCCCACGGCGAGUAAUUUCGAUAAGGUCGACAAUACUAUUCAACAAAAGGUCGAAGAGAUUACAGUUGUGACAACUUCCGGAUCCGUGCGGAAGUCUCACGGUAAAUUGAGCAAGAGCCCGGAGAUAAAAGAGACUAAACCGAGUCGGAAAGGAUGGUUUUCGCUCCGACCUAACAGCAAAACACCUACGAUCACUGCACACUAAUAAUAAACAAGGACCACUAAUAGUACACGAAGUCAUGGAUGACAAUAAGAUCCAUCCAUCCUUCAAUAUUUACGAAUAAUAUUAAAAUCCGACACUAUAAACCGCGAUAUCAUCUAUGAGCAUCUUUAUCAUGAACCUUUUUUUAUAAAGAGCAGCAUGAGAUGCUUUAUAAUCAUGUAUAUCACGACAGCCUAUAUUUCCAUAUGUUUUGUCAUAUUAUACCUAGCCGCCGCCCAAAAUCAUGCGGGUGCAAGAAAAGGAAUCUCAGUUCUUGAGCUAACGGGUUAAUACGGAUAGAUAUUAGAUAGCUACCUAGCUACCAGGUUCGCAAAUUGGGGAACGACCAUUAUGACUUGGAUAACAUCUUCACUUGUUGAAUAGCUUAGAUUGCCUAUCUUAUGUACAUGCCAUGACAUACGUGGCUCCAUAUCUCUCCUUGUCUAUAUCUUUUCAUAUUUAACAUAAAUCUGACCAUCCAUACCUACCAUGUUAAUCUCGCAUA